AUGUGUCAGCUGCACCACCUUGUUCAACUCUCUUCAUCAUGUGUCAGCUGCACCACCUUGUUCAACUCUCUUCAUCAUGUGUCAGCUGCACCACCUUGUUCAACUCUCUUCAUCAUGUGUCAGCUGCACCACCUUGUUCAACUCUCUUCAUCAUGUGUCAGCUGCACCACCUUGUUCAACUCUCUUCAUCAUGUGUCAGCUGCACCACCUUGUUCAACACUCUUCAUCAUGUGUCAGCUGCACCACCUUGUUCAACUCUCUUCAUCAUGUGUCAGCUGCACCACCUUGUUCAACUCUCUUCAUCAUGUGUCAGCUGCACCACCUUGUUCAACUCUCUUCAUCAUGUGUCAGCUGCACCACCUUGUUCAACUCUCUUCAUCAUGUGUCAGCUGCACCACCUUGUUCAACUCUCUUCAUCAUGUGUCAGCUGCACCACCUUGUUCAACUCUCUUCAUCAUGUGUCAGCUAUCUUCCCCUGAAGUUAGCUUCCACUAUCUCCUCCUGAAGGCCCGAAAUGGUCACAACCCCCAAGGCUCACAACACCAAGGCUCACAACACCAAGGCUCACAACACCAAGGCUCACAACCACAAGGCUCACAACACCAAGGCUCACACCCCAAGGCUCACAACCCCAAGGCUCACAACCCCAAGGCUCACAACCCCAAGGCUCAAAACCCCAAGGCUCACAACCCCAAGGCUCACAACCCCAAGGAUCACAACCCCAAGGCUCACAACCCCAAGGCUCACAACCCCAAGGCUCACAACCCCAAGGCUCACAACACCAAGGCCCACAACACCAAGGCUCACAACACCAAGGCUCACAACCACAAGGCUCACAACACCAAGGCUCACAACACCAAGGCUCACAACCCCAAGGCUCAAAAUCCCAAGGUUCACAACACCAAGGCUCACAACCCCAAGGCUCACAACCCCAAGGAUCACAACCCCAAGGCUCAUAACCCCAAGGCUCACAACCCCAAGGCUAACAAUCCCAAGGCUCACAACUCCAAGGCUCACAACCCCAAGGCUCACAACCCCAAGGCUCACAACAACCCCAAGGCUCACAACAACCCCAAGGCUCACAACCCCAAGGCUCACAAUCCCAAGGCUCACAACACCAAGGUUCACAACACCAAGGCUCACAACACCAAGGUUCACAACACCAAGGCUCACAACCCCAAGGCUCACAACAUCAAGGCUCACAACCCAAAGGCUCACAACAACCCCAAGGCUCACAACCCCAAGGCUCACAAUCCCAAGGUUCACAGCCCCAAGGCUCACAACACCAAUGCUCACAACACCAAGGUUCACAACACCAAGGCUCACAACCCCAAGGCUCACAACCACAAGGCUCACAACACCAAGGCUCACAACACCAAGGCUGACAACCACAAGGCUCACAACACCAAGGCUCACAACACCAAGGUUCACAACACCAAGGCUCACAACCCCAAGGCUUACAUCCACAAGGUUCACAACACCAAGAUUCACAACCCCAAGGCUUACAUCCCCAAGGCUUACAUCCCCAAGGUUCACAACACCAAGAUUCACAACCCCAAGGCUCACAUUCCCACGGUUCACAACCCCAAUGCUCACAAUCCCAAGGCUUACAUCCCCAAGGUUCACAACCCCAAGGCUCACAACCCCAAGGCUUACAUCCCCAAGGUUCACAACCCCAAGGCUCACAAUACCAAGGAUCACAAUACCAAGAAUCACAACCCCAAGGCUCACAACACCAAGAAUCACAACCCCAAGGCUCACAACACCAAGAAUCACAACCCCAAGGCUCACAACACCAAGGCUCACAACCCCAAGCUUCAAAAUUAG
This is a messenger RNA of Procambarus clarkii (red swamp crayfish), 1827 nucleotides long. The record is from RefSeq and is a predicted model, not a curated record. Lineage: Eukaryota; Metazoa; Arthropoda; Malacostraca; Decapoda; Cambaridae.